ACGUUAUCCGCAUCACCCUCUUCGUCCGUCCAAGAGCGCAACCAUCUGUCCAAGGCAAAGCAGCAGCAACUCAACCGCAGCAGCAGACGGGAGGCGCUCUCUCAACACCAUUCGGCGAUGCAGCACAUGAUCAGCGCCUGCAAGGCGCAUCACACGCAAUCGCCGGCCGCGCUCCUGCCGCCGAGGCCAUUGCCCAGACGAGCAGCUGCGUUCCCCCGCCUUCCUGUCCCAGCAGGGUAUGCAUCGUCGCCGCGGUUGGUGGUCAGGAGGAGAUGCCAGGAGGAGGACAAGCAGCAGCAGCAGGAGCAAGAAGUGGCGGAGGGAAGCGACGCCGACGAGCAGCAGAAGAGAACGUUCCUGAGCCUGGAGGAGGCCGGGCUGGUGGAGAUGUCCGGCCUCAGCACGCACGAGCGCUUCCUCUGCCGCCUCACCAUAUCGUCGCUGAAUCUGCUGAGGGUGAUAUCGGAGCAGGAGGGCGUCCCGAUAGAGGAGCUCAACGCCGGGCGCGUCUGCGACUGGUUCAUCAAGGACAAGCUCAAGAGGGAGCAGGGCCUCGGCACCGCCGUUCUGCAGUGGGAUGACCCUGGCCUCUAGCUCUAGCUCCAUCCUAAGCCGGAGGUCGUCUUGCUGCACGGAAGAGGAGGAUGCAAUGCAGGCUACGGUUGAAAAGAGGUUUUUGUGCUGUCAGUGCCCUCUGCUGGAUGCACUUGACUGACCAAGGAGAUGGAUGACAUGUUCGCUUAUUCAGUCUUCACCAUACCUGUAUUCUGUAGUUGCAUUGCAUGAUUGCAUCAUCAUACCUGAAGAUAGCAUUAGACCUGUGUGUCAGGCUAAACUUCCCCAUCAGUGAGUGAUAUGAUCAUAUGAGUAUACGGUUCAGGCCCUUUUUGGGUGAGCAACCAAAGCUACAAUACAAGAACAGUGUUGUACGAGCUUCUGAUAAUCUCUUUCAGUAUUUCAGUUCCAAGAAUGGGCGCA
Setaria italica (foxtail millet) is the source of this 978-nucleotide messenger RNA. RefSeq lists its product as uncharacterized. The transcript is spliced from 3 exons. The coding region runs from base 118 to 594 and encodes 158 amino acids. The record is from RefSeq and is a predicted model, not a curated record. Lineage: Eukaryota; Viridiplantae; Streptophyta; Magnoliopsida; Poales; Poaceae.